AUGAGUGCUGCAGGGUCGCCUGAGCGCGAAAAUUCUGCACCUCAGCCGGAGGAGCCUGUCAAAUCAAUUGAGGAGGAUGGCGCGGUCACGGAAGAUCAAUGGCAAGGAAUGGGGGACAUGCUCAUGGCCAUUUAUGAGUUUCGCGAGCCCGAUGGACAUGACCCUUCCCGACUCUUUCACCGCAGUGUAAACAAGCGCAUUGUUCCUGAUUAUUACGAUAUCAUCAAGGAGCCCAUGGCCCUCAGUAUCAUCAAAGCCCGGAUCAAUAAGCGCGAAUACAAGCACAUCACCAACUUUGUGCGCGAUUUUGCUCUGAUUCCCCACAAUGCGCAGACUUACAAUCGGCCCAAAUCGCAAGCGUAUGAAGAUGCACUUGUGAUCAAGGAUGUCAUCGUCGCGGAAUUGAAGAAGCUGGUUGAGAGGGGACUCCUCACUGCCGAGGAAGCUCAACUGCCGGAUCUUGGCGAGAUUCCCGAAGCCGACCCGCUCCCCGAGGAGGAUGACGAGGACGAAGAAGAUGAUGAGGAUGAUGAGGAUGACUCGGACGAUGAGCGGCGGAAGAAGAAGCCAGGACCGAAGCCGGGGUUCAAGCGCGGCUAUCAGAAGAACGAGCCCGAGUCUCGCAAGAAGCGCGGGCGCCCUCCCCGUGUGGACACGCCCAUGGAGACACGGAUCAAGACUAUCCUCAAGGGCAUUCGCAAGUUCAAGGGGCCCGGGGGCCAGUUGAAAAUCUCCCAUUUUGAACGGCUGCCCGACAAGAUGUCGUACCCGGACUACUACAUGGAGAUCAAAGAGCCCAUCGCGAUUGACAUCAUCAAGCGCAAGGCCAAGCGCAAGAAGUACAACUCGGUCGACCACUUUAUGCGGGAUCUCGACCUCAUGUUCAACAAUGCCCGGGCAUACAACCAAUCCGAGUCGCAGAUCUACAAGGACGCUGUUGAUCUCCAAAUUGAGGCGCGCAAGCUGGCGGAGCAAGAGAAGAAGAAGCCUGACAGUGAGUAUCUGAUGGAGGACGGUCGAUUCCCCUUGCCGGAUGGAAUCUUGUACCGGAAUGAGCUGUGGAAGGUUGGCGACUGGGUUCACAUCCAGAAUCCCAAUGAUGUGUCCAAGCCGAUUGUCGCACAGAUCUAUCGGACGUGGCAAGAUUCCGAGGACCAGAAAUGGAUCAAUGCCUGCUGGUACUACCGGCCCGAGCAGACAGUCCACCAUUUUGAGAAGCAUUUUUACCCCAACGAAGUGGUCAAGACCGGUCAGUAUCGUGAUCACCGGGUCGAGGAGAUUGUGGAUCGUUGUUUCGUCAUGUUCUUCACUCGGUACAGUCGCGGCCGCCCUCGCGACCUGCCCCCGGACAAGGAGAUCUAUGUCUGUGAGGCACGAUACAACGAAGAGAAACACAAGCUCAACAAGAUCAAGACGUGGGCUAGUUGCUUGCCGGAUGAAGUGCGUGAGAAGGAUUAUGAGAUGGAUCUGUUCGAUGUGCCACGCAAGAUCCGAAAGGUUCCGAGUCCGAUCAAGCAUUUGCUCAAGAGUGAUGCCAAAGAAACAGACGACUUGCCUCGGCCAACUUGGGGUGCCGACAAUGCGCCUCCCAUGGUGGGUGCAGUGCAUCGUCGGCCCCGCGAUGAAAAUGAAUCCCCUCCUCCAGAGCCAACCCCUUCACCUCCUCCCCAACCACCAACUCUUCCACCUCAAGCUAUGUCCACCGCCACUCCUCGUGCAUCCAUGAGUCAACAACCCAUGGCGACUCCCAACAUGAUGGGCUCCGUUGGACCUGGAGUUCCUCCUCAGAUUUCUACUCCAGUGCCUGCUGCUCCAGUGAUGCAGACUUCGCCGGUACCGACAGCCCAGCCGGCCUACCAACCUGCCAUGAACCCGCAAAUGUAUCAAGGACCAAAUCAGCGGCGUCCAAGCACUUUUAUGCCUCCAGCACCCGUUGCAGCUGCAGGUUAUCAUGGCUCACCUGCGGCACCGCAAUAUGCAGUCCAGCAACCCGCCCACUUCAGCGGCCACAACUUCCCUCCAGCCCGGACGCAAUCCGUCUCAGCACCUCAACCAGCACCGCUCCCUCCACCACCACAGCCUGCCCCCGUAUACAACCCCAACGCACCCCGACCAGUUGAGGUCUACCACCUCAACGAUGCGGCCAACAAUGCCAUCCCACCCGAGACCAAACUCAGCCACUCUCUCAAAUAUCUUGCCGCCAAAGAAGAGCGACGAAAGAAAGUUACCGAGUACAAGCGCAAAUUCCUCGAAGAAAAGGCCCAACAAGAAGAAAGCCGCAAGCGCCAGCGCGCAGAUGAAGAAGACACUCUGGCUCGUCAGGUCGAAACUCUUCUUCCACGAGCCCUCUUGAGGCUGACGGACGAGAUGGCUGCCGGUACGGCUCAAUUGUACAAGGAUCUGUACGGCGACAGGGCAGAUCUAGUCCACGAAGCAAACGAGCUCAAACGCCAGCUGGAAGUCCAGAAGCACCUUGAGAACCAGAAACGCAUUUCCCAGAUGAAUGCGGAAACAAAGGAUGAAGGAUAUGUCAGUUUGAAGAAGAGUGGAUUGUACCUUGGGGAUUGA
Messenger RNA from Penicillium oxalicum, 2568 nucleotides. Its product is annotated as putative RSC complex subunit (RSC1). NCBI's taxonomy places the organism in Eukaryota, Fungi, Ascomycota, Eurotiomycetes, Eurotiales, Aspergillaceae. Gene Ontology annotation, biological process: chromatin remodeling. The transcript has 6 exons. Gene Ontology annotation, molecular function: chromatin binding; protein binding. Gene Ontology annotation, cellular component: RSC-type complex. The record is from RefSeq and is a predicted model, not a curated record. Bases 1 to 2568 code for a protein of 855 amino acids.